AUGCCUCACUUCGUCCCCGUCUACGACCCCGAGCGGCCGCGGGCUGAGCAGAGUGCGGACGACGCUGCGCUCCACAAGCAUCGCAGAUGGGACACGCCGCACGCAGUCUUGCCGUCGAAAUCCCGACGCGCAGACGAUGAAAAAGACGAACGGCCUGUCAAACUCAAACCCGUGCGAAGCACCAUGGUCAGGAACGCCAAGGGGCUGUGGGUUCCCGCGGCGCAGGCGGCCGCAGAGGCGGAGCGCGAAGAGGAACGGCUCCAGGCGGCGCUGCAGAAAUGGGGAGACGAGGGCCUUGCGGAUGAAAAAGCCGGGAAAAAUCCCGAAAAAUCUGAGAAAAUCGGGGCAGGCUCGGACGACCGAGCCGAUCAGGGCGCAGAGGAAGGGACAGAACAUCGCAGAGACAGGCGGUCGCGGAGCCGCAGCGCAAGCGAAAGACGCAGAGGAAGUGCGAGAGGGAGGUCGGAGGAAAGUUCCAGGCACAGGCGAAGGCGCGAGUCGUCUGACGACGAUCACUACCACCGAGGCCGCAGCGCCGUGCGAAGAAGAGAACAGAGGAGUCGGAGACGCUCGCUCUCCUCCAGCGCCUCGCUGAGUCCAGAUUGCGACGUCCGUCGAGGCUCUCGGCACCGGCACAGAGACAGCAGACGCCGCGGCAGCAGAGAGAGGUAUGAGCGUGGAGAGUGCGGGCGGAGCGGAAGAGAGUACGAACGCGAAGGAAGACUGAGCCACGAGACGCGAGAGACGCUGGCCGCGGUCAGCGCGCCGUCCGGCGAGAUCGAUAUGUUCGACUACAUGAGCAAGAAGCAGCGAGCUUUGCUGAAGAAAACAGCGGAAAGCGCCUCUCGAGAUCGUAGCGCAAACAUGCCAGGAAGAAACGCCGCCUCUGGAAUCUACCGAGCCGGCGAAACCUCGGAGAGACAAAGGGCAUUCGGGUCCUUUCGCCAGUGGCCGUAG
Besnoitia besnoiti is the source of this 957-nucleotide messenger RNA. RefSeq lists its product as uncharacterized. NCBI's taxonomy places the organism in Eukaryota, Apicomplexa, Conoidasida, Eucoccidiorida, Sarcocystidae. The record is from RefSeq and is a predicted model, not a curated record. Bases 1 to 957 code for a protein of 318 amino acids. The transcript has 3 exons.